CUACCAUGGAUGGUCAUACGACCCUCAUCUCUCGCCAACAUGAAACACUCAUCCAUUCCGUAUAAGAGGGACAAGCUCGGGCUGACUGAUGAAUUGAUCUUAUCUUCACUAUAAUCUUUCUCUCUGCCCGUUCGACCAUGAAAAUCACAACAAUGUUUUCACAUCCGCUUUCCCAGCUCAGUCUAGAUGAGACGAACCUCGCGCGCGAUGUCAUUGUCGCGUGCCACCCAGAUGCAGUCCUCGACUUUCGGAUGAUAUUCUUGUUAGAGCCCCCAAAAGCAGAGGUCGUCGAGUAUCUCAAUCUUGAGCACACCCAGAAGCUAACCCACGAUACCCGGCGACCUCAGCGUUUGGCGCAAGCCAGAUAUGAUGUCAUUGGAGAGAACAAGCUCAAAGCGCCUGAGUAUCAUGAAUCGGUUAUCGAUCUGAUAUCUGGGCGGAGAGUAGCUCACGAGGUCGUUGGCUCAGAGCAUCAUGCCAGUCUCACUCUCCCAAACAGCUCGGAAUUUGAAACCUUGGUCAAUGUUUGUAAGAAGUCCGACUGGUUCCAGGAGAAACUGGCACAGUUCAAACUGCCGGAAGGAUUCGAAGUUGUCAUCGAACCGUGGCCCUAUGGAGGUGGAGAGGCUCAAGAUAAGCAAACGCGUUUUUUUCAAGGUCUCAUAUUCGCCCGAGACACACGAAGUGGAAAUCCUGACACGAAUUUCUACGCCUUCCCUCUUCCACUAAUCCCUAUCAUGGAUGCGCACAAGAGGGAGGUCGUGCGGAUUGAAGAGCUUGCAACGGGCGGCAAGGGUGAGCAGCUUACCGGCAAGACUCAUGCUGCAAAUGCAGUGGACCAUUGUCGCGCCAGUGAAUAUGUUCCUGAGUUGCUCCCGAAUGGAGUAAGGAAGGGUUUAAAGCCUCUAACUGUGCUUCAGCCUGAAGGUCCAAGUUUCACAGUUACAGACGGAAAUCUCGUUCAGUGGCAGAAGUGGAGCAUGCGAGUAACUUUCAAUCCCCGCGAGGGAGCAGUCAUCCAUGACGUUCGAUUUGAUGAUCGCAGCAUCUUGUACCGGUUGAGCAUGAGUGACAUGACGGUCCCAUACGCGGAUCCCCGACCUCCUUUUCACCGCAAGCAAGCAUUUGAUUUCGGAGACGGCGCUCUUGGCGAUACCAUGAACAAUCUUACACUUGGGUGCGAUUGCCUAGGCCUGAUCAAAUACUUCGACGGUGUCCUUAUCGACUCCAGCGGCACUGCUACACCUACCAAAAACGUCAUCUGCCUCCACGAGCAAGACUCUGGCAUCAAUUGGAAACACACAAACUGGCGCACAGGCCGGGCCGUGCUGUCCCGCCGCCGCGAGCUCGUCAUACAGUUUAUCAUAACGCUCGCAAAUUACGAGUAUAUCUUCGCCUUCAGAUUCGACCAAAGCGCCGCCAUCACUCUCGAAUCGCGUGCCACAGGCAUCGUAUCGGUCGUCAACAUCGACCCAGAUAAAACAAGCCCCUACGGUACCGUCGUUUCGCCUGGCGUCCUCGCACAAAACCACCAACAUAUCUUCUGCGCCCGCAUUGACCCAGCCAUCGACGGCCACUCCAACACCCUUAUCCAAGAAGAUACACUUCCCCUUCCCAUUGACGCCCGCAAAAAUCCGCACGGUAACGCCUACGAAAUCCGCAAAACACCCAUCCCAACGAGUACACCCCUUGACGCCUGUCCCUCCACAAACCGUGUUUUCAAAAUCAUAAAUCCGCACAAAACUAACCCGAUCAGCCGCAACCCAGUCGCAUAUAAAUUCGCUCCGCUGCCAACACAACUCCUCCUUGCACACCCAAAUAGCAUCCAGGCCCACCGCGCCGCCUUCGCACAGAGACAUCUCUGGCUUACCAAGUUCAAAGACGACGAGUUGUACGCCGCUGGUCGCUAUACGUUGCAGAGCAGGCGCGAGAUUGGCGGCGUAAGCGAUGCAGCGGCGCGUAAUGAUGAUGUGCUUGACGCGGACCUUGUACUGUGGUGUGUGUUCGGAUUGACGCAUAAUCCGCGUGUUGAGGACUGGCCUGUAAUGCCCGUGGAAGUCAUGCAGCUGAAACUCGUGCCAGCGGAUUUCUUCGUCGCAAAUCCUGCCAUCGAUGUCCCUGUUGUGCGGGAUGUGCAUUCAGUCACGAUGGAGGGGUGUUGUGCGGGGGUUGAAAUGAUGAAGAAUGGAGAUUAG
Molecule: messenger RNA, 2195 nt
Organism: Pseudovirgaria hyperparasitica
Lineage: Eukaryota; Fungi; Ascomycota; Dothideomycetes; Acrospermales; Acrospermaceae
Product: copper amine oxidase
Exons: 5
Coding region: 138-2195 (685 amino acids)
Biological process (GO): amine metabolic process
Molecular function (GO): quinone binding; primary methylamine oxidase activity; copper ion binding
Source: RefSeq, a predicted model, not a curated record